AUGGGCACGCCAUAUCCGACCGCGCCACAACCCGUCGACAGUGAUCCAUACCAGGACAUUAAAGACUUUAUUCAGAUUUACGACACAAAUAACCUGACCCUCAUUAGCAACGAUGGAUUCUUCUCCGCGCCAUUAAAGGAGUACUGUCCGUCUGGCGACUGCAUGAAGGACUGCCAGAACAUGACCCGCGUCUUCGCCUCGGUGCCAAACGGCGUCAAGUCUGACGCCCGCGACUACGGCCGGCCGAAGAGCAACACGUCUGUUUCGCUCUUUGGUGUCUGCACCAACCUAGACCACAUCACCGAGGUACUGCCCACAUAUAAGAAGAUGGACAAGGUCCGGGGCUACUUCAACGUCAACCCGUCCGCCAAGUCCAACAUUACCCGCACAACGUCCAAGAUUGCCUCGUGCUACGCGAGCACCUGCGAUCUGACGCGCGAGCCCGACAAGUGCAAAGAGGCCUGUGCCAUGGACAACUUCCUGGCCCAGCCGACGCGGCUCAACUUUAACCUCCACAAUAAUAAUACGGGUGCCAUGGCGUGCAUUAGCCGCCUGUGCGACAACACAUGUGGUCUGCCAUAUGCGAACCAAGACGUUCUGGGCAUUGGGGUCUUGACUACUUACUAUGUCCAAGCCUUGACACUGCUUGUAAUUGCAACAGCCUUUCUUACCUCCGCGGGCUACCAGGUAUGGGGCAAAAAGAAGCAAAAGCCCAACGUUUUCGAGAAAGCGAAGAGUCCUCUUCAUACAUUCCUUUCGGCGCAAUCAUAUUUUGGAGUUUCCGUGGCUGUGGCAACUUUCGCGAUGCGGCCGGCAAGUGUAGAUGCAUUAAAUGGGUAUGCCUUGGUUGCUUCGUCGAUUAUGGGAUUCGUCCCGCCGGUGUUUACUCUCAUGCUGCUGCACAGCCAUGGAGUAAAAUCUUGGUUCUCGACUGGGGUUGUGCUAGGCAGCUGGGCUCUCAACUCUGUCACAUUCUUCAUCUUGGUUGACAACUUGUCGUCAGUAAAGGGCGAUUCCAACUUACUCGGCGUUGGGCUGCAGACCCUAUUCCACACAACCUCUUGCGGAGGCUCAUCAGCCAUGGCGCUCUGCCAUCAGCUCACGGGCGCAGAGCCGCUGGUAUACCUGGACAGCUUCUUCAACAAGAACCCGAUUCCAAACAUCAAAAACGUUCCCAUGCUCUGGGCUUUUGCAACAGCGGUGCUGCUGGUGGCAGUCAGCCGGCAAGCCUUCCAGAGCUGGACGCGCCAUGGCGAAAAAUCGGUGGAAGCUGCCCACAAGCCAGGACUGACGGCGUUGGCGGAAAGUAGGCGUGCAAAGAAUAAAGCAUCUACCUUUUUUAACCGCAAAGCCGUGAGAUUCGGCCUGCUGCUGCUUACAACGACGAUCUUUUGCUUCGCACUCGGAUACGAGUUUCGUGUCGUGCGAGAAUACCAGAAAAUGGACAUUAUUGACAAAAAAGGAUGGUCGUUCGGUCAAGUUGUUGCCGUGUUGUUCUGGGUCCCGCCGCUUUUGGACACGGCGCAUGCACUUUUCAAAAGUUCCAGUCCGAGUAGCUCCGCGGUGAACGAGGAGAUGGAGAAGAUGCAGCCAGAGCGCCGCCAGAGGCGGCGCGAAGCUGAUGAACCUCUGGCCUAUGCGCACCUUCGGGCAUCAUCAAGCCACCCGGCGGGCCACUCAUCUUACAGCCCGAAUGGUACGGAGUCGUGGAGCGAUGGGGAGAACCUCCUUACGAGCGCCCAUAUUCGUCCGGUCGCAGAUGCUGGCGCUUUGCGAGCCAUCACCCGACGGCCAGUUUCAUAUCACCAUGUUGGCGAUCAUGAACGGAAUGAGCAGGUGUGA
Molecule: messenger RNA, 1842 nt
Organism: Akanthomyces muscarius
Lineage: Eukaryota; Fungi; Ascomycota; Sordariomycetes; Hypocreales; Cordycipitaceae
Exons: 3
Coding region: 1-1842 (613 amino acids)
Source: RefSeq, a predicted model, not a curated record